GUACAGAAGAAUGGAAAACUCGCUAAGACAACGAAGAGGUCUUCAGAUAACUUGAACCAUAUGUGCCAUACCAGUGCAUGACAGACCUCUCUGAGGGAGGGAUGGAUGACCUGUGGAGUAUAGCGACUUUGUUGCUGCAGGUGUGGUUCUCCGUGAUGAUUGGGCUCAUCAUGAUACCAGCUAUGUUUGGCCUCUCCCUGGGGGUCACUUCGGUCUACAUUCAGAUUCUGGUCAAGAUAUUGGAGUGGGCCACCCUUCGGAUCCAGAGAGGACACAGGGAUCGACCCACUCUGCCAGUGCCUGCUCCGCUACCCAAUGGACUCAUCCAGAGGGAGGGUGGCUCUAUGGAACAGGAGAUGGGGGAGCUGCGUCGGUAUCGUACCCAGUCCAUAUCGAGGGGAGAGUUUGCGCUGAGCGACUCAUUCUACUUCUACAGAAAGGGCCUGGAGAGCAUCGUGGAUGACCAGGUGACUCAGUGCUUCUCCUCUGAGGAGCUGGUCUCCUGGAACCUCCUGACCCGCACCAACCACAACUUUCACUACAUCAGCCUGCGCCUCACCGUCAUCUGGGGCCUGGGCGUGAUCAUACGUUACUGUGUCCUUUUCCCUCUCAGGAUAACCCUGGCAAUCAUAGGGUUGAGCUGGCUGGUGAUCGGGACAACUUUGGUGGGGUUUCUACCUAACAGGAGAGUGAAGAACUGGCUCAGUGAGUUAGUCCAUCUGAUGUGCUACAGGAUCUGUGCCAGAGGCCUCUCUGCCACCA
Messenger RNA from Salmo salar (Atlantic salmon), 762 nucleotides. RefSeq names its product 1-acyl-sn-glycerol-3-phosphate acyltransferase theta-B (gene plchb). Gene Ontology annotation, biological process: triglyceride biosynthetic process. The record is from RefSeq and is marked provisional. Gene Ontology annotation, molecular function: glycerol-3-phosphate O-acyltransferase activity. Gene Ontology annotation, cellular component: endoplasmic reticulum. Lineage: Eukaryota; Metazoa; Chordata; Actinopteri; Salmoniformes; Salmonidae.